Brassica oleracea var. oleracea is the source of this 2023-nucleotide messenger RNA. Its product is annotated as probable pectinesterase/pectinesterase inhibitor 61. Gene Ontology annotation, molecular function: pectinesterase activity; pectinesterase inhibitor activity. The transcript is spliced from 2 exons. Gene Ontology annotation, biological process: cell wall modification. Lineage: Eukaryota; Viridiplantae; Streptophyta; Magnoliopsida; Brassicales; Brassicaceae. The record is from RefSeq and is a predicted model, not a curated record. Bases 107 to 1879 code for a protein of 590 amino acids.
UAGUUAUAUCUAUAAUAAUAUUUAUAGAGCCACUUCCACAUCAUCUUUGUUCCGUUAACAGAACUCUUAACUUUCAAUCUAAACCCACACACACACAAAUUGCAGUAUGGGUUACGAUAGGCUUGGACCAUCAGGUUCGGCAACAAACACGAACCAGAAAGACCCUGCCACGUCACUCCCGGAGCUACAGAAGAGAACUAAGAAGACGAAGCUGAUUCUCUUCACGCUAGCAGUACUAGUUGUCGCAGUGGUCUGCUUAGGGAUCUUUGCCGGCAUCCGAGCGGUAGGUUCAGAUCAACAUGCGCCGAAACUAAACCGUGAACCUACCCGAGAAAUCUCCCAAACCUGUAGCAAAGCCCAAUACCCGAACCUCUGCAUCGACACGCUUCUCGACUUUCCGGGAGCUUUAACCGCCGACGAGAAACAGCUCAUCCACAUCUCUUUCAACGCGACGCUUCAGAGUUUCAGCAAAGCGCUUUACUCAUCGUCCACGAUCUCCUACACUCAGAUGCCGCCACGUGUACGAUCAGCUUACGACUCGUGUCUCGAGCUGCUCGACGACUCAGUCGACGCGCUAUCUCGCGCUCUCUCCUCCAUCGUCGCCGCCUCGUCCUCAGAUGAAUCUCACUCCGAUGUAAUGACGUGGCUUAGCUCUGCGAUGACUAACCACGACACGUGCACGGAGGGAUUCGACGAAGCCGGAGACGGCGGAGGAGGUGUGAAGGAUCAAGUGAUCGGAGCGGUGAAGGACUUGUCGGAGAUGGUGAGUAACUGCCUAGCGAUAUUCUCCGGCAACGUCAACGAUUUGAGCGGAGUUCCGGUGGUGAACCAUAGGAAGUUGCUUGGGGAAGAAGAAACAGAGGAGUUUCCGAAUUGGUUGAAGAGAGGAGACAGAGAGCUUCUCGGUACUCCGGCGACGAAGAUUCAGGCGGAUAUCACGGUGUCUAAAGAUGGUAACGGAACGUUUAAGACAAUAGCGGAGGCGAUCAAGAAAGCGCCGGAGCAUAGUAGCCGUCGAUUCGUCAUCUACGUCAAAGCAGGAAAGUACGAAGAAGAAAUUCUCAAGGUUGGGAGGAAAAAAACGAACUUAAUGUUCAUCGGAGACGGCAAGGGUAGAACUGUCAUAACCGGUGGAAAAAGCAUCGUCGAUGACCUCACUACUUUUCACACGGCCACUUUCGCCGCGACGGGAGCUGGAUUUAUAGUGAGAGACAUAACCUUCGAGAACUACGCUGGACCGGCGAAGCACCAGGCCGUGGCACUUCGUGUCGGCGGAGACCACGCGGUGGUUUACCGUUGCAGCAUUAUCGGAUACCAAGACGCGCUCUACGUACAUUCCAACCGACAGUUUUUCCGCGAAUGCGAGAUUUACGGAACGGUCGAUUUCAUAUUCGGAAACGCAGCUGUGAUCUUACAGAGCUGUAACAUCUACGCACGUAAACCAAUGCCUCAGCAGAAAAUCACCAUCACGGCUCAGAACCGGAAAGACCCGAACCAAAACACGGGGAUCUCGAUCCACGCUUGUAAGCUUCUAGCAACUGCUGAUCUCGAAGCCUCGAAAGGUAGUUAUCCGACGUAUCUCGGUCGUCCGUGGAAGUUAUACUCUAGAGUUGUGUACAUGAUGUCGGAUAUGGGCGACCACAUUAACCCGAGAGGAUGGUUGGAAUGGAACGGUCCGUUUGCGUUGGACUCUUUGUACUACGGUGAGUAUAUGAACCGAGGGCCGGGGUCGAGUACGGGUCAACGAGUCAAGUGGCCCGGUUAUCACGUUAUUACUUCAACGGUCGAGGCAAGUAAGUUUACGGUGGGUCAGUUCAUUGGGGGUUCAUCGUGGUUGCCAUCCACGGGCGUGGCCUUCUUCUCUGGGUUGUCACAGUAAGGCUGUCUCGGACUUGUAUGUAACUAAUAUACGGAAGAUAAUAUAUAUACAACAAAGUCAAGAUUUAUGUUUCUUUUUAAGUGUAUUUUAUUAUUAUAUGACAGAGCAUCUUCUUGAAUGAAAUAAAUAAGAUUAUGAUUUGAA